AUGGUAACUUUUGUCUCCGAGGCUGUCCGAGGGCCCGAUGGUAUGAUAGACUUCUCGCAGCCGAUUCUUCGGGGUCGAUGCGACCUUUUCGUCAAGCCAGAUAAACCAUCUCCCUGGCCAAUGUUCAAACCUGCAUAUGAAGUCGCUCCGGUGCUUCACUCCAACCGGCGACAAAAGGUCGUCAAGGGAUGGCUUUUAUCCUGUCUUGCACAACACCAACGCUGUAGCAAGCCGUUCUGCGGUGGUAAAUACGACACGGCGAUGGCCCCAAAGAGACUCUUGGAUCUCGGAAAAAAUCCUCGAAUGGGAUUGAAACUAGUAGACGCAUCCUUGGACACGAAGCCUUAUGCAGCAGUCGUUCACUCUUGCGUUGAGCCAUUGGAACCACCCCUGGCACCGACGCGGUGGGAGAACCUGGAGGAGAGAAAGCAGAAGAUCCAAUGGUGGCAGAUCCCCAAGGCGAUUCAGGAAAGCUUUAUCGUGGCCCAUGAACAGGGCAUAAGAUACGUCUGGGUCAAAGACUUUUGCGUUUUGCAGGACGAUGACGAUGACGGCUCCUGGCACAUUUAUCGAGAGGACAUAAUCUUCCGCGGCUCUUUUCUCGCCAUUGCCAUCACUGGUAUUAAGGAUCUUCGCCACAGCAGCUUUGGCCCUCGGACAAUUAUCUCCGGCGAUGUGGACCCCAAGAAGACACCCGAGUGCUUCCCGAUUCCGGUAAACCACCGCGGCCGCGACUACACCAUCUACGCUCGAGACUCCAUGUAUCAUGCUCACCAACUUCUCAGGGAGGAGCGCCAUUACUACGGUCGUCGAACUCGAGAUGAGAUGAUUUCGAUAUUUGGCAACGAUUCCUCCUUCCAAGGCAUCGCCCUGUCCCCGAGAGUUCUCCAUCUUCGAAACUCUGAGAUGGUGUGGGAAUGUCAGGAAGACCAGCGUUGCGAGUGUAUGGCGGAACCCCACAAUCAUCAACGGGAUAGAAAGAUGCAAUGUACCUGGGGUAAAACCCCAGGGCACUUGAAGUUGAAUGGCCUGAUGUUUGAUGAGGUUUUCCGCGGUAUCAUGCACCUGCCUUGUGAGAGAGACGACAGACAGCUGACGUUAAGCGCUUUCUUCCGUCAUCUUUCUCAACUAUCUGCCGAAGCAGAGGAUCCGAAGUCGCGCGUUCAUUGGGUUGCCGGCAUCUCAAUGUCCGAAGACAACGAAACCAAAAUACCGUACGAUCUUCUUUGGAGCGUCGGUCGCCUUCAUGAUGAUAGCGGAUGGCCCAUACAACAUAGGCAUUCGCCAAAGACGUCACCGGACUACUCUCCAAUGAGAUCCAUACCUUACUACGCUCCCUCAUGGUCGUGGACAAGCAUGCAGUUCAGCAAGGGUGAGAAACUGUUGACUGCGAAAGACAUCUGCUGGCCGAGCACGGCCGGGGCUCUAAGUCCGGACAAAGAUUUCAAACUCAACAGUGUGGAACUAGUUUCGCGCAAUACGACGAUUCGGCAUCAUGUCACUAGAUCCACAUCAUAUUCCACAGACAUGCCCUUGCCUUCCGACGAAGUGUUCAAGCCUCAUCUGCUUCACUUGCAGGGAAAGAUCAUGUCCGUGGAGCUUGACGCGGAGUAUGUGACAGAAACUAGCCAUGAAGACGCGAAGAUACCAUCGUUCAAUAUGUCGACAAAUCACAUAGGACUUUACCGACUCGACUCUGAGCCCUUGCCCGGUGCAGAAUUCCGACCAGAUUGCGACAGGUUGGCUGAGUUAUACCUCUCUCGUUCACACGCAAAGCAGCAUUUGGACCUGGUGGUCCUGCUCCUCGGCAGCGUGAAGGCCUUCUUCGAUGGACGUGAUCCCCCAGCAGAUGACGUCUCCGGCGAGGGCCAGGGGAUGGAUGUUGGACUUGUUCUCUCUGAAAUUUGUAAUCCCGAAUCUGGGCAGCCUGUGAGGAAACGUCUCGGCGUGUUCACGGUGCCACAUACAAUAGAGGGGAGGAGUUGGUUUGAUAUUCUCAACAUCAAGCCAACGGCCGUAAGGGUAGAAUAA
Messenger RNA from Colletotrichum aenigma, 2031 nucleotides. RefSeq lists its product as uncharacterized. The transcript is spliced from 2 exons. The record is from RefSeq and is a predicted model, not a curated record. NCBI's taxonomy places the organism in Eukaryota, Fungi, Ascomycota, Sordariomycetes, Glomerellales, Glomerellaceae. The coding region runs from base 1 to 2031 and encodes 676 amino acids.